Messenger RNA from Coffea arabica (coffee), 1745 nucleotides. Its product is annotated as glycosyl hydrolase 5 family protein. The record is from RefSeq and is a predicted model, not a curated record. Gene Ontology annotation, biological process: polysaccharide catabolic process. NCBI's taxonomy places the organism in Eukaryota, Viridiplantae, Streptophyta, Magnoliopsida, Gentianales, Rubiaceae. Gene Ontology annotation, molecular function: hydrolase activity, hydrolyzing O-glycosyl compounds.
UCUAUUAAAAUGGCUGAGAAAAACUCCUCUCAUUUUCAUACAUUCUUACUAUGGAUUCUUCUUUUUUCAUUUGCAAAACUCAGCAAAUCGUUGCCUCUUUCAACAAGUUCAAGAUGGAUACUUGAUGAUAAAACUGGGAGCAGAGUGAAGCUAACUUGUGUCAACUGGGUAGGCCAUUUAGAGCCCUUGAUAGUAGAGGGGCUGCAGAAGAAGCCAUUGCCCUAUAUUGUUGACAAUGUAGCUUUGAUGGGAUUCAACUGCGUACGGCUAACGUGGGCUACUUUCAUGUUCACCAGAGAAAACUACGGAAACCUCACAGUCAGAGAGUCCCUUAAUCAGUUGAGCCUCGAUGGAUCCGUGGCAGGCAUUGCAAUGAAUAAUCCUCAAUUGCUGGAUGCCACCGUUGUUGAGGUCCAAAAGGCUGUUGUCUAUGAGCUUGGGAGAAAGAACAUCAUGGUAAUAUUGGAUAAUCAUGUCAGUAAACCUCAAUGGUGCUGUGGUGGAGAUGAUGGAAAUGGUUUCUUUGGAGAUGAAUUCUUUGAUCCCAAGGAAUGGUUACAAGGCCUUACUGCAGUUGCAAACCUGUACAAGGAUGCUCCUAAUGUUGUAGCCAUGAGCAUGAGAAAUGAGCUACGAGGUCCACGCCAGAACACAAAUGAUUGGUACGAGUACAUCCCGCAAGGAGCAGCAGUCAUUCAUGGAGAAAACCCAUCUUUGCUUAUCAUAGUUUCAGGUCUUGGGUACGAGACUGACCUUAGUUUUGUAAAGGAAAAGCCACUAGUACUGAAUUUCACAAACAAGCUGGUGUACGAGGCGCAUUGGUAUGCAUUUGAUACUCCAUGGCAAAUCUGGUUGUCUCAAACCAAUCAGAUAUGUGCACAAAGGAGCCAACGUUUUGCGGAUCAUUCUGCUUUUGUUGUCAGCAGCAGUAACCCUGUUCCUCUGUUUUUGAGUGAAUUUGGAGCCGAUCAAAGAGGUGGGAAUGAGGCAGAUAACAGGUAUUUGAGUUGCUUGUUGGCAUUUGUAGCCGAGCACGAUUUGGAUUGGGCCUUGUGGACAUUGCAGGGAAGCUAUAUACUUAGGCAAGGCGUGGUUGAGUUGGAGGAAGUGUAUGGGAUGUUUGAUGUCAACUGGGAUCACAUCAGGAACUCAACUCUUUCGCGGAGGCUGCAGCUUGUAAAACAGAUUAUUUGGGAUCCAAAGUCGAAUAACACAACACAUUCCAAGCUUUAUCAUCCCCAGAGUGGCCUAUGUGCCCAGAUUGGAAAUAACGGUAGUGUCCGGGGUAGUGAUUGCCAAAGUCCAGGUCGCUGGAAACAACAGGAAGCUGGGAGUUCAAUUCAACUGGAGGCCGAGGGGACAUUUGGGUGUUUAAGGGCUGUUGGUGAUGGUCAGCCGGCAACUGUUUCAAGUGAUUGUGGGAACCAAACGACUUUGUGGAAAAUGGUUUCAAGCUCCCAGCUUCACAUUGCUGCCCAAGGUGGAUAUUUGUGCUUGGAGAUGAACUCUUCCGACUCGAUGGUUGUCACUAGGAAGUGUCUGUGCUUGGACGAGAAUUCCAAUGACGUUCCUAAUUGUGCUGAAAAUCCUGAGGGGCAAUGGUUUAAGCUUGUUCCUACAAAUGAAAGCUAAUUUUUUAUUUUUUUUUUGGAUAAAAAAUGUGCAAACACUUUAUUUAAACGGUGAGUAGGGCCUGAAGCGAGGCCAUGUAAUGUUUGGACUGUAAGGAAGGUGGGGCCGGGUGG